Molecule: messenger RNA, 1326 nt
Organism: Fusarium venenatum
Lineage: Eukaryota; Fungi; Ascomycota; Sordariomycetes; Hypocreales; Nectriaceae
Product: WD40-repeat-containing domain protein
Molecular function (GO): protein binding
Source: RefSeq, a predicted model, not a curated record
AUGGAUGAGCUCAAUCCGGCAAUUGAGCCAGCUCUCUCACACGCAGAGCCGCAGCCGAGCGAUCUACAGGAGCAUGUGCAACAUGAGCCGAAAGCACCAUCAUUAAACCUCGUCGCUGAAAACGCAUUCGUUCGGCCUCAAGAUGACAUAGACAACGACAAGCAAUCUCACUCUGCAAAUAUCAAGCAGGAUUAUUACACAUCAGUCCAAUGGACAGCUGACGGAACAUCACUCCUCGUCUCUUCUGCACUCAACUCAAUUUCCACCUUUGUUCUCCCUGAAGAUCUGCUCGACCCAUCAGCCGCUUGUCCGCGACGUCUUGAGUCGCAAUCCACAAUAACCCUCCCUGAGCCUUCCCAAACAGUCGCCGCAGCCCCCUUCUACUCUCUAGCGGAGCCAAGCUCACAAACUGUACUCGUUGGGUGUCGCGAUCAUCCUAUUCAGUUAUACCAUCUCUUUCCUCCUGAUGAUGGUUUCGCGUCGCGUUCUGCUCCACUUGCUUCGUAUAAGUUAAUACGUCGCGAAACGGAGGAGUACAUCACACCAUCAUCUCUUCUCUGGGAAGGCUCCGGGACUCAUUUCCUUGUUGGAUCGACAAAUCGUCUUGAUCACUUUGACAUGACACGCCCAGGUUCAGAUGGCCCUGUGCUUACAAUACCCACCAUCCCCUCCAAACGCCAUAUCUCAAAGGGUAGUGGUGUUGGUAUGAAGGGCACCGUCGCUGCUCUGGCAUCUUCACCUGUGGAUGGCAAUGGAAACUCUGUUAUCGCAGCGGGAACAUGGACGCGGUGGAUGGGACUGUACGAUGUCCAUCGGUCAGACAAGGUCGUUGCUAAUUGGUCCCUCCCGCGCUCAGACGACAUAGAGGGAGGUAUUGGAGGGCAAGGUAUUGUUCAAGUCUGCUGGAGCCCGUGUGGUCGUUACCUCAUCAUCAGCGAGCGUCACGCCUCUGGCAUGAUCGUAUACGAUAUCCGGGGCACAGGUGAACUUCUCUGCACCCUUCGAGGACGAAGCGCACCAACGCAGCAAAAGAUGUCAGUAGACGUCUUCGCAGGUGAUCCUUAUGCCGAGUUCCCAUCCUUUGAAGUCUGGGCAGGGAAUCAUGAUGGCGGCGUCGCAGUUUGGGAAGGCGUUGGCAGUCAAAUUGGUGUUGUAGACCCCUCGUGGAGUUGGAAGCCCCAUGACGCGCCAGUCGGGAGCACAGCUCUGCAUUCGAGCGGUUCUGUUGUUGCGACAUGCUCGGGAGGAUGGGGAUUUGGGGAGGAAUCUGAAGCUCAGACAGUGUUUGACGAAUCCAGUAUCAAGAUCUGGUCAAUAGGAGCUUGA